CUCCUGACGUCAUCACGCCGCGACAACUUCCGCGACGAUAAAGACAACUUCGGCAGCUAGUUUUUAAAACGACGGACGGGAUUAAAUAUCUGGAAUGAAUUGAUUUUUUAGCUUCUAGUCAGUUUAAAUAACGUUUUAGUAUUUAUUUUGGACGCGAAAUUGAGAUAUGUUGUUAAAUAUUUCAGUAGAAUCACAGCUGUCAGUCAGAGGUGAUGAUUAGCCUGGUUAGCUAACAGGCUAUUUGACAGGUUUUUCGAUGUUGUGCUGUUUUUGGUGCUUUGUUAAGAUGGAGAUGGAGAACCUGAAGUUUUUUUUGUGUUCUGAAAUAGUAAUAACCUGAUUUUAAAAAGCCCUGAGAAUUGAAAUAGAGGUUUUACAAUGGACGACAACGACUCUGAAGUGGAAGGGAUUAUGACGGGGCGGCCGCCCAGCAGCUACGGCUCCAUGUGUAGUGAGGAUUCAGAGGACGAUAACGAUGAUGAUCACGAUGAGGUUCCAGGUGCUGCUUCUCAGACCAUCAUUAAAGUCACUUUACCUACAAGGGUCAGGCUUUAUCGGCCAGACUCACCAGAAACAGGCGUCACCUCGAUCACACAAGACAGACGAACCAGUGUUCAUAAUGAGGGGGUCUUCGUUACUGUAAGAAGGAAGCAGGAUCCAGAAGAAGUGUUGAUGGAUGUGGAGGAUUCCGAGAGCUCCGUGCAGGUGACCGGAACCCAAACCCGGGAGAGGAGGAACGUCCAGGUGGAGCCGAGUUCUCCUGAACCCUCGAUCUCGCCCAUGCCGACGGUGGACGCAGCAGACGAACUCGCCCUGGCCCACGUGUUCACUGGCAUGCUGCACUCUCUGAGAACUCUAAACGCCGUGGAGCUGCUGUGUUUCGUUCGCACGCUGAACUCGCAGGGUAAAGGCCAGCUGGAGUUCCGCCAGCUGGAGCAGGAGGGUGAGAUCGACGUCCUGGGCGUGGUGGACCGCAUGGUGGAGAAAUGGGACAAGGGAGAAGCGCUGCACAUCACCGUGCGCACGCUGUACGACAUCAACAAGCACGCCGUGGCACGCACUUUGGAGACCGUGUGCAGGAGAGCUUUGGUGCAGUUUGAACUGCGAGCCAAUCACAGGCGGCGUUACUACAGUCUUUACGAGGGGACCUGUCGCCCGGGGCAACAGCGCUACAUCAGGCAUGUGUACGUCCAGUCACCCGUUGUGCUCAAAACCCAGAAUGGCGAAGGGGCGCCGAUCGGCACCGACGAGCUCUUCUGCCCAGGUGAGGGCGAGGGGCGUGUCCGGGUCGUUGUGACGACGGGCGUCCCGGCCAUCGGCCUUACUGUGACUAUGCAGAUGUUUAUCAUGGACUGGGCUGAGGAGCAGGCAUAUCAACGCUUUCAGUUUGUGUUUGCCCUCCCGGGUCGCGACCUGCACCUGGUCCGAAACUCCGCCCAGACCUUCCUGGAGUUUCUUGCCUCGUUUUAUCCCGAAGCGAAGCACGCGGAAUUCCUGAGCUCCGAAAACUGCUCCGUGCUUUUCGUCAUCGACGCGCUCGAGCUCUGCAGGCAGCCCCUCGAUUUCCACAACAAUCAGAGCGUCACAGAGAUCACGGUCUCGGCCCCUGCGGACGCUCUCCUCACAAGUUUAAUCCAAGGGCACUUGUUGCCUCACGCGUGCAUUUGGAUCACAUCCCAUCGCUCGACCGCACAGAAAAUCCCAGCAGCUUGCGUUAGCAGGUUCACGGAGAUAAAAGGAUUUGGCGACGAGCAAAAGGACGAGUAUUUCACCAAACGCACGAAAGACCCGACGCUCGGCAGGCGCGUCCUAGAGCGAGUCAAAGAGUCUCCGGUUCUCUAUGACGCCUGCUAUCUUCCGCUCUUCUCCUGGAUCAUGUCCUUCGUGUACGAGCGGCGUUUGCAGAGCCGAGGUUUUCUCGAGCAGACGCCGGCGCUCACUACUUUCUACAUGCAGUACAUUAUCGUGCUGACGAACCGCAAGAUCGAGCGCUACGUCGGCACGGGACUCGACGCGUCGCGGUGGAAAGACCCGGAUAGAGACUACCUGAUGAAAACGGGCGAGCUGGCGCUAAAGAUGCUGCAGGACGGAACGAACGUCUUCUAUGAAGACAGCGUUUUGCGUCUGGCAUUGGACGUCCACGAGGUCACUCAUCGCGGUGGGAUCUCUUACGAAACGGACGAACCUGCGAGAGACAAAGGGCGGAGUUUCAGGUUCGUCCAUCACAGCAUACAGAAAUUUAUGGCCGCCUUGUACGUGUACGUCAACUUUCGGACGACGGGGGAGAACGUCCUGGAGCGGCAAAGGGGCCGAGCGAAGGCGGAGCGACCCGUCAGCGAGCUUUUUAAACCCGCCAUCGACCGCACGCUCGGCCGCGCCGACGGACACAUGGACCUUUUCCUGCACUUCCUGUUGGGACUGGCAAGUCGCGGGACAGAGAUGCACUUGCGAGGUCACCUUCUGCCUCAGUAUCACCCCGAGCCGAAGGGGGUUGAGGAAACGCUUAAGCAUGCGAGGAAGAGGAUAGCGGAGAACACUGUUCCUGAGCGGUGCAGGAAUUUGGAACUCUGCCUUGCAGAGCUGGAGGAGGGCCAGAAAGUCCGGUGACGGAACCGCAACCGAAAACUAAUCUAGGAGACUCGUUUGCUGCUUGUGGUCAUCAACGAAUAAGGAGAUGUUUUCACUCUACCUUCAAUACUUCAUCUGAUGGAGCGAUGUUGGAUGUAAUGAGGCAUUGAUAGAGUAAUAUAUUAACAGACUAUGUUUGAUAAUGACUGUGGGUGUGUGGUUGUGGGUGUGUGGUUGUGGGUGUGUGGGACAUGUUUACAGCAAAGGCUUUUUUUUAUUUGUACACAAACACAGCCUGGUUUUAACUGUGCUCAUUAUUUUAUGUUUUAUUUAUUUAGUGCAAGAUCAGAAGUGUUUUAGUGCCACGUAAAAAAAAAAAAACAAAUUAUGGAAAAUAGAGUCGUAGCACUACAAGAAUAAAGUCGUACCUUGAACACGUGUGACAAAUGCGCUAAUUGGACUAUACAGAAAAGAUUCAUUUACAUAUUUGACCAAUAGCGCCCUCUACAGUCACAAAGUACGGCGGUCACAGUGCCGCUGCUAUGACUUUAUUCUCGUAAUCUUAUCUCUUCUGAGGAUGAGAAUUCUGUUUUUGUCCUUUUGUGAUUUCUCCUUUUUUAAUUUUUUUUAUUUUCUGCUCGUGUUCCGGUUCGACUUUACGAAUCCAAGGUUGAAAUUUCUUCGAAUGCGACGAGCGAUAUUUUCGCCCGAGCGUCGCCAUGACAACGAGACCAAGGCACGCUUCACUACAUCAUUCAUUCGGAAAUCACUGAUCAGAUAGAGGUCUCCUCGUUACUGACCUUUGCACCUCCCUGCUCAAAUAAAAAUGUAGCUCUAAAGUGGACAAAUAUCUUAAAGGGACACUAAAGAGAGAGAUUUUUGGAUCCUUCAGACACAAUAGUGUGUACAUUUGCCAGCUCAAAGGAGUGUUAAUGUAGAUGUUUGUGUGUUGGAAUCAUAUGGUGCAUGUGAGUGAAUUUAUUUUUGUUGUGUAUCACUGCAGUUGAACAGAUUAAUCAUUUAAAGCCUGCAUACAGGCAGUGAAUUGUCACAAAGACCAGAAUGCAAUCAACGCAUUUGAAAACCGAAAAAAUAAAAUAUAUACAAUAGAGA
This is a messenger RNA of Silurus meridionalis, 3681 nucleotides long. RefSeq names its product NLR family, CARD domain containing 3-like (gene nlrc3l). The transcript is spliced from 6 exons. Lineage: Eukaryota; Metazoa; Chordata; Actinopteri; Siluriformes; Siluridae. Bases 379 to 2607 code for a protein of 742 amino acids. The record is from RefSeq and is a predicted model, not a curated record.